UUUCAGAAAAUUCGGGAAUGACAAAAUGACCGAUUUGGAGAUUUGCGAUUAUGACGAGACCACCAACAAUAGGCAAAACUGUACCGAAGACUACGGCGUAUACGAUGGAUAUACACAGACAUGCGUUCCUCUACAACUUAUACAAUUUGAAGAUGUGGAAAAUGAUGUGAAAUUGCAAAUAAUCUAUGGAAUUAUAUUGCCAGUUCUUGCGGUUCUUGUUGUUGUUUCCAAUAGUGUUGUUAUAUUGGUCUUGAGCCAGCAAAAAUCGAAAAGAGCCAGCGUGGAGCCUUUACUAUGGAUGGCAAUAUGCUCAUUAUUAAUGGCAAUUUCACCACUACCAUUUACUAUCUAUUACUACAAUUUAAGCCAUCAUUUGGACUUCAAUCAGACACUUUUCCUAUGCUAUUUGCAAAAAGUUUGCAUGGAAAUUAUGCCGUUUUUCUUCAAUAACUUAGUUCUGUUGUUCACAAUUUUAUUAGGGGUUCAAAGAUUCAUUGUUGUUCAGUACCCUCUUCAAUCCAUCAGAUGGUGCACACCAAAAAUGGUUCGAAGAUAUUCAAAAUUAAUAUUAAUACUGGCCACAUUUCUAACCGGUUUUCAUUCUCUUUAUGAUAUCCGUUUAUUAUACCAUUUUUGUAUAAAAUAUCGAGAUGAAUCAUUCUGGGUGGCGAGAUGUUUUAUUGGGUACUCUUCGUUAACUUCUGCUUUUGGCGCAGACGCUUUUUCGGCGCUCUUCGACUAUUUUCGAAUUACCAUCAACCUACUGGCCAGUGGGUUAUUAUUCGUUGUGACCAUUUUGCUGAUCCAGACAAUAAGAACACAUGAUCAUCCAAAACAGGGAGUUCACCGUCACAAAAAUCGGAAAACUUCAGCGAACACGACUAUAAUGUUGACAGUAAUCAUUAUUAUUUAUAUGCUGGCGAGAGUACCUACCACACUGCUAUUCCUACUUGUAAAACUGAUGGACUACAUUUCAGUGCCAACAAUAGCAUUUGAAGUGAUGAAUAAUAUCUAUCUACGGGUAUUUGCAAAUAUCACCACAAUAUCUCUACAUCCCAUAUCAUUUGCGAUUUAUAUGUUCAUGUCGAGGAAAUUUCGAGUUUCAAUGAGAAGGUUGUUAGGUUGGCGAUUUCUUGCAUCCGACGAAGAAUUUAAUGCAUUCACAUCAUCCACCAGAAUCCACACGGCACAUCCAAAAAUGACUCUAAUGGAGAAGGAAAGCAUAGGCAGCAGUGGGAAAGGUACUCCAUCAGUCGGACAAAAACGUGGAAUGUCCGUCGAUUUUAAGAUUUCGUUUGACGUUGAGCCCCAACGUCGUCGCCGAGCAACCACCGCCGACACGAAUCAUGUAAAUUUCCGAAGAUUCGCUGAAAAAUCGGAAAAAACGACGGAAAUUUUGAAGAUUCGAAGAGAAAAUUCGUAGUGCAAUAACAAUUUAAAUGCAAAAUCAUGCACCGAUCUCCAUGUCAAAUGCAAAUCACCGCCGGCACAAUUCUGUGAUAAUUUUAUUUUUUUUUCACUUUUUCAAUUUUUAAAAAUUUAAGAAAUUUACGACUUUUUCAAUUUUUAAAAAUUUAAUAAAAAUCAAUAAUUUAUUCCAAAAAAA
Caenorhabditis elegans is the source of this 1606-nucleotide messenger RNA. RefSeq names its product G-protein coupled receptors family 1 profile domain-containing protein (gene sprr-3). The record is from RefSeq and is marked reviewed. Gene Ontology annotation, molecular function: G protein-coupled peptide receptor activity; G protein-coupled receptor activity. The transcript has 13 exons. Gene Ontology annotation, cellular component: membrane. NCBI's taxonomy places the organism in Eukaryota, Metazoa, Nematoda, Chromadorea, Rhabditida, Rhabditidae. The coding region runs from base 26 to 1423 and encodes 465 amino acids. Gene Ontology annotation, biological process: G protein-coupled receptor signaling pathway; signal transduction.